This is a messenger RNA of Anneissia japonica, 372 nucleotides long. Its product is annotated as glutaryl-CoA dehydrogenase, mitochondrial-like. The coding region runs from base 50 to 352 and encodes 100 amino acids. Lineage: Eukaryota; Metazoa; Echinodermata; Crinoidea; Comatulida; Comatulidae. Gene Ontology annotation, molecular function: glutaryl-CoA dehydrogenase activity; fatty-acyl-CoA binding; flavin adenine dinucleotide binding. The transcript has 2 exons. Gene Ontology annotation, cellular component: mitochondrial inner membrane. The record is from RefSeq and is a predicted model, not a curated record. Gene Ontology annotation, biological process: fatty acid beta-oxidation using acyl-CoA dehydrogenase; fatty-acyl-CoA biosynthetic process.
AGGUCAGGUUUUCUUUUGGUACAUACAUGACGGCGGAUUACAUUUCACCAUGUUUUUCGGACGAUUUAUUAGCAGUGUUAGGUCUAAUUAUGUUCCAAUCAAUAAUAUACUUAAAUUCCGAACUAAUUCAUUAACUGCUGUUUGUUCGCUACGCAGUGUCGGAACCGUUCCGGCAAGUACUGAAAAACCUGUUAAAAAAGAUAAAUUUGUUCAUUUUAACUACAAAGAUGCCUUGGAUUUAGAUUGCAACUUAACAGAGGAGGAAAUCAUGGUGCGAGAUCAGUUCCGAGAAUACUGUCAAGAAAAGUUAAUGCCUCGAGUGCUAAUGGCCAACAGAAACGAAAGUAUUUAAUACUCAUACACUUUGUUUAU